Molecule: messenger RNA, 3179 nt
Organism: Ostrea edulis (European flat oyster)
Lineage: Eukaryota; Metazoa; Mollusca; Bivalvia; Ostreida; Ostreidae
Product: EF-hand domain-containing family member B-like
Exons: 9
Coding region: 870-2678 (602 amino acids)
Molecular function (GO): calcium ion binding
Source: RefSeq, a predicted model, not a curated record
CACAGCAUAUAGUCAAUAAGGCCUGUGAGCCUGGUAAUCCACUGAAGAAGAUAAGAACACCUAGGAAGGAAUCGAUAUCAGAUAUUCAUAUCUCGUAUCGCCAUGUAAAAAUCAAAUGGAUAUCGUUAAAAAUCACAUUUCGAAAAACGGAAGCGUGGUUCCGCAUUUACUGGUGACGUAGGCUGAGUAUAGGUUUACUUUAAAUACCAUAUCAAAUGUACGUUAUGUUCAGAAAAUUGAAUUGGAUGCAUUUUACAUGACCCUCAUUUGUUUACAGAAACUUUACUUAGUUUACAUAGAUUUGUAACAGUUUGUCGAUCAUUCAUUUCCGCCAUUACAAAUAUAAAGGAAAAUCAAUGUAGCACUAGCAGACAAAAGACAGGGAUGCCAGGUUGUUUUUGUUUUAAAUACGUUUCAAUAUAAAUAUACAAAAAUCACAAGUAAGACAAACAAGAAAUUCUAUAACUAUGUCAUACUAAAGCUAACACCAAAACUUGUGAAAAAUCUUUCAUGAUAUUUAAGCGCUUCGGGAAAGGGAGGGGGUGUUUAAAUAGUUUGGUUACUAGAUUUACCCAAACUAUUUAGUUUCGUAUUUUCAAUAAUUGUCAAAAACGAAUGCCUAUUUCUACCUAUUUCUCUUGAUUUAAUCGAUACAUUAUUUCAAUACAUUCAUAGAUGUUAUUUAUCAUCAAUUUAAGUGCUUUGUAAGUUAUAAUUUACGAAAACGACAAAGGAAACAACCUUUGACCUUUGUUGCUAAGGCCUCGUCAACAGAAAGUAGUGGGUUAUAAGUUAUGGUGACAAAGGAAAUUGACAGCUUUUAACGCUGCUAUAUUCGUCGAUAUUUGGUAGUUCAUUUAAUAUUCAAAAUGACAUCACAAGUAAAACUACCCGAUAUACAAAUGCAAGGCAUUUAUGCAGGAAAAUUUAAAGACUGGAAUCCAUCCUUAGCUCCCGCUGGUAAAUUGACAUCAUGUGGUGAUACAGCUUUGCAGUGCAUGAAGCCAAAGGAUGACCGACCACCAUCUCCAGAUGUGAUCAGGAAGUUCCGGGCCACGGUUAGGCCUGAUGCUGGACAGAUGAGAGUGUUCUAUGGUAGGGCUGGGGAUCCCCACCAGCAGUGGGCUGAGAACAUGACACAUGGUAUCAACACACAACCCUCAGAUUCCUCAGGAGCCAUUGUAAACCCUGCUUACAAAACCCUGUUUCAGCAGAGAUUAUUCGAUAGAAAAGAGCGAAUUUAUUCCACUCACCAACGAGCUCCUCUUGGGAAGUCACAUGACCAAUCCACUGGUCUCCCUAGAGGUCUCAACAGGGACACCUUUACCUUUGGUGUUCCCACUGAACUUGAUAGUGGAGCUGGCGGUUUGAUUAAUCCAAACAAGACCUAUGCUGAAGUUGAGAAUGAAUCUGUUGUGGGGCAUGAGCUGUACAAAAGGUCACACACAGACUUUGAUGUGGGAGAAAGACACAGCCGGGGCUAUGUCUCACCAGGCUACGAAUCAAACUCUCGGUUUGGUAUUCCCACUCCUCAUCACAAUGAUGGACUGAUGGUGAAAACUACAAUGAAAUGGCAACAUGAAACACAACAGGAGAAAGCCAGUAAAAUUGUUUCCAAGAGAGUAGAUGAAUUCAGGGAGAAAACUCAGCCUCAGCUUGGACAGGUGCAUGAUCCUAUUAAGGACACGCUAAAAGUGGCCCCAGACCAUACAUUUGGGAUCCUGGUCAAACCCGAUGAAUAUGGAGCAGGAGACCUGUUACACCAGCGGACCCCAGGGGAGUACCUCCGAGGCAAAGAUAGACAGAGGGGCAUCUUGGCUGCCAUUAGACAACACCUUAAGAAAGCUAACUAUCACAACUUUGAUGAUUUAGUCCAGGCUUUCAAGUUUUAUGAUAAGGAAAACAAGGGUUGUAUAGAUAUCCAUGAUUUGCGAGAAGCUUGUCUUCAGUAUCACCUCCCCGUGGAGCCCGAGCUGUUAGAACAACUCCUGUACUUCUGCGAUUCUAAUAAAGAUGGCAACAUUGACUACAUUGAAUUUGCCAAUUUUCUCAACUGGAAAGAUAAAAUGAAAUCCGGUUUCCCUGAAAAGACAGAGUUGGAGAAACUUGCAGAGUCUAGAAAGUCUAGUGCUCGAUCCUCAUCACGAGCAGAAACUACACUAGAUCUGGCCAACCCCUCAGACCUACAGCCCAAAUCUCCUCAGAGCGCUGAGAGCACCCCCCGAGUUCUCCAGAAGCAGAUUGACAAGGCCAUUGGGGAUCAUCGGACUCAGAGUAGCAUGAUCAACGCUGUAGUGGGUGGGGUAUCCACACAAGGUUACAGAGCCUAUGGUGUCCCAACCAUUAGGACAGAUUUACGUGCACCAAGAAUCAAGCGAGUAUGCGACACUAAAAACUAUGGAGACGAGUCUGAUGCAUAUGGUCUCGUGAACCCCUCUAUUUUCAGCAGGAGGGGUGUUCAAGAAAAAGAUUUCUUAUUACCAAGAAGUAAAGAAGAGAUUCAGGAUAUUUUCACCAGUGUGGGUGUGCUGAUGACGGGAGAGAAUUUUGAGCAGCUAUACAGGACUGCUGCCUCCCAACACCCCAAGGGGCACGUUAGUGUGGAAUCAUUCCGCAGUGUGUUGGACGAUAUUCAGGCACAAAAAAUAGCCUCCAAGGAGCAUCCUCUUGCUGUGUGACAGCCACAAUUCACGAGGUCAAAAAAGAGGGGGGAGGGUGUCAAUAUGUCAAUAAUCUAAAUGACAAGUCAGUCAGGGGCAGUUCUCUGAGUGAUGUAACUUGAAUAUUAUAAUAAAAAGAAUGUAUCUGAAGAAAACAUUGAAGUUUUAUUGAAAAAUCAAAGGCAGUUGGUAGCACUGAGGCAAGUAUCAAGUCUACCCUUUUUCUGGAAUAGAUCAGUGUGUUUAUUACAUGUAUAUAUACAUUUUAAAUCAUUAAUCAUGUUGCUGGACGAAGUUUUGAGUGUGAUCGAGCCUUUGAAAUGUUUUUAAUUAAGUGUACCAGGUAGCAUAACUGUGAACUGCACAGAAGAGUCGCUUCCUGUUUAAGUAACAAAUUAAUCUGUACUAGACAAGAUCUUACUUUCCUGUGAUAAAAUCUCGUAAGUGGCACUUUUUAUACAAUUCUUACAAAUGUCGUUACAUUAUGUGUUUAUACAAUAAAUUGUAAAACCUUUGAAA